This is a messenger RNA of Nicotiana tabacum (common tobacco), 468 nucleotides long. NCBI's taxonomy places the organism in Eukaryota, Viridiplantae, Streptophyta, Magnoliopsida, Solanales, Solanaceae. The record is from RefSeq and is a predicted model, not a curated record.
AUGAUUUCAGUAAUUGACGACACAUAUGAUUCAUAUGGUACUCUUGAUGAACUAGAAGUAUUCACAGAAGCCGUGGACCGGUGGGAUACAAGUGAAAUUGAUCGACUCCCUACAUAUAUGAAAACGGUGUAUUCAACUCUUCUCGAUCUCUUCAAAGAAUAUGACAUCGAAGUAGAGAAACAAGAUAUGAGUUUCAAUAGAGUAUAUUACGUCAAAGAGGCGAUGAAAGAAAUCGUGAGGAGUUACUACACUGAAGCACAAUGGUUCAUCAAAGGGAAAAGUCCACCAUUUGAAGAAUACCUAAGCAAUGCACUCAUAACUGGAACUUAUUACCUACUUGCACCAGCUUCAUUAUUGGGCAUGAAAUCAGCUUCAAAGGCAGCAUUCGAUUGGAUGAUGAAUAAACCUAAGAUUCUUGUGGCUUCAGCAUUAAUUGGUCGAGUUAUUGAUGACGUUGCAACUUACAAG